UGCGAGAGGCGGGCCGGGGGUGCAGGUCGGCGGAACAUGGCUUCUCUCGCGCGAACUCUACGCUUUGCUGCCCUCUUCAGACCCUCGGCGGUGGUGGGCGUGGUGCCGAGAGCCGCGGCGGUGGGAUGCCUGCACACACUGGCCUCGAGGGAGAGCAGACAGCCCCACACAGCGCUUUUGUGGGCGAUCGCGAAGAAACCAGUUUUUAGGCAGAGCACCAAGCAAUACAGCAAGAAGCCCAACUUGGAUGAUAUUUCAGAGAGAGUUCUUGGUAUAUGUAAGCUAUAUU
Molecule: messenger RNA, 289 nt
Organism: Penaeus monodon (black tiger shrimp)
Lineage: Eukaryota; Metazoa; Arthropoda; Malacostraca; Decapoda; Penaeidae
Gene: ND-ACP
Product: acyl carrier protein, mitochondrial-like
Biological process (GO): fatty acid biosynthetic process
Cellular component (GO): mitochondrion
Molecular function (GO): acyl binding; acyl carrier activity
Source: RefSeq, a predicted model, not a curated record